This is a messenger RNA of Carcharodon carcharias (great white shark), 4068 nucleotides long. RefSeq names its product serine/arginine repetitive matrix 1 (gene srrm1). Gene Ontology annotation, molecular function: RNA binding. The record is from RefSeq and is a predicted model, not a curated record. Gene Ontology annotation, cellular component: spliceosomal complex. Gene Ontology annotation, biological process: mRNA processing; regulation of mRNA splicing, via spliceosome. Lineage: Eukaryota; Metazoa; Chordata; Chondrichthyes; Lamniformes; Lamnidae. The coding region runs from base 133 to 2742 and encodes 869 amino acids. The transcript is spliced from 18 exons.
CCUCCGUUGUAGUGACGGCCGAAACACUUCAAGGGACCGGCGGAUCUGCUCCGGUGUUUUGAACGCAAAAAACUCGGGUUUUUUCCCCCGAACACACAAAGCUGCGGAUUUGGCCUUAGCAACCGAGCGGGAAUGAAAAUGGCGGCGGGUGGCAGGCAGGCGUUUGGGGGGAACCGUGCUGGAACUAGUGCAGAGCAAGACAACCGUUUCAGCAACAAACAGAAGAAACUCCUAAAGCAGUUGAAAUUUGCAGAAUGUCUUGAGAAAAAGGUGGACAUGAACAAAGUGAACCUGGAAGUGAUCAAGCCGUGGAUUACACAGAGAGUGACAGAAAUGCUUGGGUUCGAGGAUGACGUUGUGAUUGAGUUCAUCUUCAACCACCUUGAAGAGAAGAACCCAGACGCAAAGCUGAUGCAGAUUAACUUGACGGGGUUUUUGAAUGGAAAGAAUGCAAGAAUGUUCAUGGGGGAGCUGUGGCCAUUGCUGCUGAGUGCACAAGAAAACAUCGCAGGAAUCCCCUCUGCCUUUCUGGAACAGAAGAAAGAAGAAAUCAAACAGAGACAGAUUGAACAGGAAAAACUGGCUACCAUGAAGAAGCAAGAUGAAGAGAAGGAAAAAAAGGACAAAGAAGACAAAGAAAAUAGAGAAAAGAGGGACCGUUCCAGAAGUCCAAAGAGGCGUAAGUCAAGAUCUCCAUCACCAAGGAGGCGGUCCCCAGCAAGAAAGGAGCGGAAGCAUUCUCUCUCCAAGUCUCCUCGUCGUAGGACCAGAAGCCGGAGCAGAAGUGCUUCUCCAGUGUCUACAGUUAAGAAACCAGAGCAGCUGUCACCUGAACCAGAUCUCUCACUUAAAGAAAGGAAAGAAUCUCCUGCUCCAGAGGCAACUUCAACAAGUGAUAUUCUGAAGGAAAUCAAACCUGCGACACCAGAGGUGAAGGAAGUUUUAUUGGAACAACCUACAAAAAAGGAGAAGGAAAGGAAAGAAAGGAAUCGACACCGGUCACGUUCACGAUCGAAAUCAAAGUCUAGGUCUCGUUCACGCUCACAUUCACGGCCUAGGAGGCGUCCUAGGUCUCGGUCAAGGUCCUAUUCACCUCGAAGACGACCCAGUCCAAGACGGCGGUCUCCUCCUCGAAGGAGGAGUCCACCAAGGCGCCUGCCACCACCUCCACCUCCAUCCAGGCAUAGAAGGAGUAGAUCACCCAUUAGAAGGCGCCGAUCUCCUUCAAUUUCCUCCUCGGGCAGUAGCUCCUCUUCCUCUUCCAGAUCAAGAUCACCUCCAAAGAAGACAAAACGCAUAUCAAUCAGCCCACCCCGAAAACCUCGCCGAUCUUCUCCAUCUCCUGUGACUCCACCCAGGAGACGACAUAGAUCACCUGUGUCUACAACAAGUCCAGUUCAUAAAGGGCCACGAUUGUCAUCUCCUCCACAUAUGAAUCGUUCAAGGAAAGGCUAUACUUCUGUUUCUCCUGCAAGACCAGCACCAAAACGGAAAGGGAGUGUGAAGCAUGAUUCUGUUUCGCCCCCUCCUAAACCAAGAAGAUCAGAACCAUCAGACUCAGAAGAUGAUAAAGGAGGCAAAGUUGCAGGAGUGGAAUCAGUACAGCAGAGACGCCAAUAUCGCAAACAGAACCAACAGACCUCUUCAGAGUCUGGAUCUUCUUCCUCAUCCGAAGAUGAAGCACCAAAAAGGUCAAGUGCAAAAAAUGGUGAAGUUCGACGAAGGCGCCAGCGUUCAUUGUCACGGAGUAUAUCUCCACCUCCUGCAAUGCGAAAACGGCACAAGGACUUUUCACCAAGGAUGCCGCUUGGAAAGAGGUGGCACUUCCCAGUGGCGAAAAGGAGAAGGAGAAGCCCAUCACCACCUCCAAGGCGCCGGCGAACUCCAUCUCCUCCUCCUCGAAGGCGCAGAUCACCGUCUCCGUUGAGACGCAGAUCUCCAUCUCCACCACCACGUAGACGUUCAGCCUCACCUAGGCGCUAUUCGCCUCCAAUUCAGAGGAGAUAUACUCCAUCACCACCACCUAGGAGGAGGGGGUCCCCAUCACCAGCACCAAAGCGCCGUAGUUCCCCAUCUCCCUCUUCCAGGCGUAGGAGAGGAUCGCCGCCUAAUCGUUCCAACCGAGAUGUUCGCUCACCUCCCCAACACAAACGCCACUCGCCAUCCCCACGGCCAAGGAUGAUGCGUGGAUCCAUCAGUCCACCACCAGCCCGAAGAGUGUCAAUAUCUCCGCCACCGCCACAACGACGUCAUAUGUCUCCAUCUCCUAGUAACAGGCCAAUCCGACGAGUUUCACGGACCCCAGAACCCAAGAAACCUAAAAAGAUCUCACCAAGCCCACAAGCUGUGAGAAGAGCUACAUCAUCCAGAUCCAUAUCUAGAUCGCCAGAACCACUUCCCAAGAAAAGGCCAGUUGCUUCAGUCUCCAGGUCACAGUCUGUCAGCAGGUCGCCAACACCUGUUCCUCCACCACCUCAAAACAAAAAGACAAAGAGUGCUUCAAUUAGCCCAUCUCCUGUCAAGAUCUCUGACCAGGAAACUGGAGGAAAGAAGAAGAAAAAGAAGAAAGAUAAGAAACAUAAGAAGGACAAAAAACACAAGAAACACAAGAAACAUAAGAAAGAAAAGGCGGCUGCAGCAGCACCAGUGGUUGAAGAACCACCAGUAGAACCAGUUGAAGCCCCAGCAAAGUCACCCCAGCCAGAAGCUUCAGAACUUGUAAAGGCAAGAGUCAGAAAGUGAAGAGGAAAACCUAGAUGAUCUAGAAAAGCAUCUCCGGGAAAAGGCUCUACGGUCAAUGCGAAAGGCUCAAGCUUCACCACCACCAUGAAGGAGAGUACUGAAUAAAUCUAACUUAAGGAGCUGAUUGGAUUAGGCACAAGGGCUUUGUACAUUUUAAAAUUGGCUGCUAUAAUAAUGCCAGUAUAUUAAGAUGGCUGCCAUGAACACUGACACUGCCUCUUACCUAUACCAGAAACGACUUUUCAUAAAGGCAAAUCAUAAUGUUUUAUUACAAAUUAAAACAAAAUUCCUACACGGCUUUCAUUUUCACAACUACAUUUCAUUUUAAAUGCAAUAAUAUUUGAAAAGCCAUUGUUGUCGAUGGUUUGAUGGUUGGUUUUAAUCGAGGCUGUACUUUGCUUCACCUCAUCCACCACGAUUGAAUGAGAUUCAUCCAUUCAUAGCUGGCCCUGAGAUACAGCUCUGUGGCACAGAUGUUUCAUUCUCUCCAUCAACACAGCCAACUUAGAUCAUGGUUUCUGCCAGCUGGUCAUGGAACAAACUGAUGGAGGUCUUGGGAUAGUCCGUAAUCCAGAAUGUCCCGACUCCUUUCGAAAUUCUGCUUGAGGGUGAGAAGACCUUUGUGGGGAAACAGAUUUAUAUGAAAUAAGUUAAGUGAAUUUGGAGUAAAUCAUUUUUCAAAUGCAGCCAGAAGCUAUAUUAGAUUUGCACUGAAUUGACUGAAUUUAUGCCAUUUGUGAUGAAAUGUGUUGGUACCUUUUUCUUUCUGUUUGCAGUUCUUGUCUUGGCUGUCAUUAUGUAAUGGUAUUUUGUGACAUCGUUUAUGUAACUGUACAAACCCUUUGUGUUUAAUCCACUGAUAUGACCUGUAGUGUAGUUUCUGCAGAGUUUUUUGAGUUUUAUUUGAGCCGUUUGAUUGUCCACAACAUUCUUUAUAAAGAGCUUCAGGUGAAAAUGUGCUGUAUCUAGAACACUGGAAGUCUCUUUUUUAAAAAAAAAAAUGAAACUUGUUAUAGGAAGAGGAUGGUACUACCAGGAUCUGAAGGAUUUUAAGAUUCCCUGGUUGACAGUAGCUUUGGAUUGUAUUUUGCUUUGUGUAACAGGCUGGUUUCACCCAAACUGUUAAUGUCUUCUACUGUUACGGUUGGUUGUUCUGGGAGUAAAAACUUGUUUAGAUGCUGUUCUUUUGUGGGAGCUUAACAAAAUCUGUAAUGAAUAUUUUGAAUUUUGUCAUCUUUUGACUUAAAAGGGUUUUUUUUAUAAACGUUGAAUUAUAAAGCUGUAAAAAGCUGAGGUAAUAAAUGGAAAUUAAAUUUCUAAAUUCAA